AAAACACUGUUCACCGUAUAAAUACGGUGAACAGUGUUUGGUGUAAGUAUUGGUGUAAGAUUGGGGUGUAAGUAUAGCAUUACUCUUCUCUAAACUCCCAUUUGGACAAUACCAUGUCAUCUUGGGAAAACAACAGUACUGAUUGUUGUGAAUGGGAAGGAGUUGAAUGCAACACCACCACUGGAAGAGUCACCAAACUCAAACUUGACUCUGGUGGUGGACCUUGGCAAGUUAACUACUCUGAUUUUAGAAUCUUCAAAGAUUUGAACACUCUCGAUUUGUCAGUUAUUAGUAUAUCCAAUUGAACAAGAGCUGAUCAAGAAGGGUUGAAAAAUUUGGAAGUUCUUGACUUGAGUGAUAAUUCUUUCGAUAAUGCUAUGAGCAUUCUGUCUUGUCUGGAUGGACUUUCGUCUCUUAAAUCUCUAUCAUUAGCUGAUCUUACUUUCGACAGCACUUCAUUAUACACUUUUCAGAUAGUUUUGGAGACAAUUUCCUCAAAGUUGCUGCAUCUGGAGGUCCUUGACUUAAGUGGAAACAAUUUGACAAAUGAAAUACUUCCUUCACUAAGGGGAUUCAAAUCUUUGAAAGAACUGUAUUUGGAUGGCAUUAGAUUGGACUCAGAUCUUCACAUACAAGAAUUAUGUGCCACCAUAUUGAAGAAUCUUGAGAUUCUUGACAUCUCCAACAACAACUUCAAUAACACUGAUAUUGGAUCUGCUCUUAGUGGACUUUCUUCCCUUAAGAAUUUAAAUUUAGCAUGGAAUGAAAUUACUCCGAAAUCAAUUCAUAAUAUAUCAAAACUGAGAUCUUUGGAGAUUCUUGACUUGGGUGAGAACAAUUUGAAGUUAUGGCCUGCAGAGAAUCAUAGAUUUGCUUGGCCGUCCGGUUUACAAGUGCUUGUGUUAAACAACAAUGAUUUCAGCAACGAUAUUAUUUCAUCCAUAAGUGGUCUUUCACAUCUCAAAUCUCUUGACGCGAGCAGCAACAACUUGAAAGGAUCACUAGAUAUUACUGAGAAUCAUGGAUUUGCAUGGCCUUCCAGUUUACAAGUUAUUAGUUUGAGCUCAAAUAAUUUCAGUAACGAUAUUAUUUCAUUCAUAAGUGAUCUUUCACGUCUCAAAUCUCUUGACUUAAGGAGCAACAACUUGAAAGGAUCACUAGAUAUUACUGAUUCUUACAAUCUGGACUUAGCAAUUUCUAUCAUAGUCUCACCAAGCAAGUCACCAUAACCAACAAUUCUUGAAGCAUGUCUCCAAAGCUCACUCAAAAAUAAUAAUCCUUGUUGAAACAUAAUGGACACCUAAAUGUUGAGGCACGAGACUCUUGGCACUGUGAAAUAUCUGAGGUCAAGGCUCCCUCUUGAAGUCUGAGGCCAAGGCUCCCUCUUGAAGUCAACUACUCCCCUCAAAAUCGCCAAAGCAACCUCUUGUUCAGUCUCUGAAAUCAAAAACCAAUCCAAAAAUCUUAGCACACACAAAUAACCAGUUAACUAGUAAGUAUGAUUAUAUAUGAUUAUCAGCACUCAUAAUUUAUUGCAAUUUCCAUCAACUCGUCGCUAAAACCACUUGAAAAUUAAUAUCACCAUCUAACUAAAUUGUGCUUCCAUUCCAUAUAAGAACAACCCUUUGAGAAAGCCUGAAAUAUUCUUGGUGGAUUAUACAAAAAAGCAAUAGCAAGCCUUUCUGGAUAAUGGUUUUGCAAAAUGUGAAUAAUAUCAUAAGUAGUUUUAAUAGCAAUGUUUGUGCUAAAUGAAAAUCCCGUGAAGUCUAUCAACCAUAACAUUUGUUCUUGACCAUCAGAAAGAUUAAGUACAGCAUUUUCCAACAGAUAGACUAAAUGCUUGAUAUUAUUUUCUGCUGAUGUUGUAUUCUGACAGAAGGAAACAAAUUGAACAGAGUAAGUUAAUCUGUUAUGUACAGAGAAGCCUUCGUAAUUAACUACAUAUAUAGCCUUAAUAACAAUGAAUGUACAUCUUAGUUCAAACCUGCAUCCCUGGUCUCAUAAUAAGUACUCUCAUAAUAAGUACUGUCCUCCCAAGUCUAUCAUGAAAGUUAGCUCAAGAUACUUUCCCCGUCUCGCCCUCAUGUGCUACUGCAGCCUGAAUUUAGAAAACCAUUUAGUCAGAUGAUGACUUCAUUAAGCCCUAGCAGGCUACGUAGAUAUUAAACUCAUGCAGAAACACGCCAUCCUAAAUGUAUUCAUUAAAACAUACUCCAUUAUGCAUCAAAUUGAACUAAAGCACCAACCUGGAUAAUGAUCUUAGCACACUCAUAUUAUCCAUCAAAUUGAACUAAAGCACCAACCUGGAUAAUGAUCCUGGCACACUCAUUGCAACGAAACAUAGUCACAUACAACCACUGCAUUAAUCAAAAAAAGAAAAUAGGAAACUUCUUUUAGAUGCUAACUGGUAUAAGCAGUACAUGCUAUAUGUGUGCUAAUGGCAUAGCCCAGGUUAAAGUUGCAAAAGCAACGUGAUAAAUAAAGUAUCACUAAAAAAACUAUCAUUUGAAAGAGGUGCUUAGGGAGAAAAAAACAACUUUCGUAAUCGAUAUAUCUAAAAAUAUACAACAACUAUCCGUACGUAAAUUAGUCUACAUUUAAAAAGAAAAGAUUGAGGAAAACAUCUACAAUGGCAACAAGAGAAGCAGCAAUCAUUGUGAAAAUAUCACCGGCGUUAAAAGAAGGGGUUCCCCAUUGCAACUAAUUCGGGAGACUUAUCCUGCACAGAUGUACAAAAACCUAAUUAAAAUGGUUACUAGCUAUUGUAAGAGGUGCAAAACUAUUAAGGACUGACCAACGAGCUGCAGUGAUCAACCUAGACCGGUCAGUGCAGCAACUGAAUUGAGUCAAUUGUGGUUUUUAUUAUAUGCACUAGCCGCGGUAAAAAUUUCAGCAAAUAGCCAUGAAAUUCCAAUUGUAGCUAUGAUUGCAACGUGGUCGACGCCUUUUGAUCCCAUCUUUUGUGGAAUGUACUGCAAGGAGAUUCGAUUACGGAAAGUUUCGUUAAAUGAUCAAUUUAAAAUGUUGAGCUAUUUCAAAAUGACAAAAGCAAAUAUCAAAGAAUAACACGGUAUAUCCACAAUUACAAAUGGAAUACCCACCAAUGAUAUUAGGAACAUACAGGUAGACAGAUGAUUUAUUGGAUCUUGGUGCAGGUUUUUUGGCCAUUGAAGCUUCUUCUUAUACUCUAAAGCUUUCCUAUAAAGAAUAUGGAAUUUCCAAUCAAAUGCUUACCUGCACAAAUAAUUUCCAGUAAAAAAUCCAAGCUACACAGUCCCAUCAUAUUUCAUGCAUAUGUAAGAAAACCGAUAACAAAAACACUCAUCAACAGAGCAUGUCAAUAAGUGCUAAAUUUAUUAGCUAUAUUUGAUAAUUAAAAAUACGAUGCAAAAAGGUCAUUGUAACAUGGAAUCUUUAAAUUAUCUAAUGCUAUGUCAUCAAUAGUACCUCUAUGGAGCUCAAUGGAUAUUUAUCAUUACCACAACAAGAGUACAAUCAGAAGAGCCACUAACAAGAAGAUACGGUGCAUGAUCACUCCAAGCAACUACUUGAACCUGUAAGAUGAAUAAGGAAAUGUAUCAUUGGCUCAAAUAUUUAGAAUAGUAAUUAAAAAAAAUACAACUCUUGCCUUGUCUAAGUUAUGUUCCAGGGUAGUAGCACAUGUUCCAGUGGCUAUGUCCCAAAUCUUUACUAGUAUAUUUAAAAUAGUAUAAUUCACUAGAAGUAGUUUUGUUUGAAAUAUAUUCUCUCGACGUGUAUUGAAUGAGCUUAAUCAUCAUGUGAGUCAUUAGAAUUACAGUCUACACUUUAGACAUAUAAAUGACAUGAUAAGCUCAUAAUAUAUGC
Messenger RNA from Vicia villosa (hairy vetch), 3846 nucleotides. RefSeq names its product probable inactive leucine-rich repeat receptor kinase XIAO. The coding region runs from base 378 to 1229 and encodes 283 amino acids. The record is from RefSeq and is a predicted model, not a curated record. Gene Ontology annotation, molecular function: protein binding. The transcript has 8 exons. NCBI's taxonomy places the organism in Eukaryota, Viridiplantae, Streptophyta, Magnoliopsida, Fabales, Fabaceae.